Molecule: messenger RNA, 1849 nt
Organism: Scomber scombrus (Atlantic mackerel)
Lineage: Eukaryota; Metazoa; Chordata; Actinopteri; Scombriformes; Scombridae
Gene: ccdc181
Product: coiled-coil domain containing 181
Exons: 5
Coding region: 460-1848 (462 amino acids)
Molecular function (GO): microtubule binding
Source: RefSeq, a predicted model, not a curated record
GGUAGAUUAUGACUGAGGUGGUUCCCACAAAGUCCCAGGAAGAGUAUGAGGACGACUUUGAGAAGGAUCUAGACUGGCUGAUCAAUGAGGAAGGUCGGAGCGAGGACCAGGCCGGGUGCUGAAUGGGUCCCUGCUCCAUGAAAGUGUGACAGUCAAUAGUGUUGAGUUACCCGAGCUGGCAUAUCUCACUGCUUGCAUGUGAAACCUUCUCUGUUGACAUACAGUGACAUACUUUCCCUCUGUGCCACUGCAGGAUGCAAUAUUGAUGAACACACUUACACCUGUCUGUUAUCACACCAACAUGCCUAUUUACCUACUAAGUAUUGACGUUGCUCUUUCAUUUGCAUUCAAACCUAAUUAAUAAAUGUAGCUGUCUUUUGCACCCCACAGGGUCCUAACUAUGAGGACAUAGAGGCAGAAAUUGACAAAGAACUGGAGGAGGAUGAGAAGCAUCAAAGAAUGAAGCAAAAGGAGAAAGGCAAUAAGGCAGAGAAGAGUGGCAAAAAAGCAGAGGAGGUGGAGGAAGAUGAAGAGAGGUGGCCCUCACCUAUGGAGCCACUGGAGUACGACUCAGACAGAGACAGCCCAAAUAAGUCAUUACCUAUAGUCCCACCUCCUCCGGGGAUGGAUGAGCAGACAGAAGAGGACAAAAAGUACAUUCUUGAGAAGAUCCAGCAGGCUAAUCGAGAAUUGCAGGAUCAGGAAGCUCCGGAUAUGACGCGACGCAGGCGGCUGCAUUUUAAAGAUACGCUGGUGGACCUGGUGGUGCCUCCACUGCAGUUUGAGAAAGAUGUUAACAGUGAGGUGGAAAGGCGAAAGGACAACAAGCAUAUAGUUCAGGAUGCAGAGGAAGUGUCAGGGAAACUGUCUAAGCUAAAACUUUCCCCCCGAGAGGAAGGUGUAGGUGGAUCUGGAGGAUGUGGAAGAGGUGACGAGAACUGUGAGAGAGGUCAGGGAAUAAAGGAGAGCAGAGUUCUUGUAGAAAAAGAUGGGAAGUUUGAUCUGGUCAACCUGAAAGAGGUGGAGAGUCAAGGCCUUCUCCCUCCCAUAGCAAGCAGCUACAGCUCCCUGGAGCAGACUGUGAGCCCCAGUAAGAUCCACAGUUCCUUCUCCUUCUCUCCUCAUUCCCUUGCUGGCUCUUUCCCCUUCCAGCAGGCCAUCAAUCAUCUCCAGGCCCCGAGACCUCCAGCAAAGCCCAGGAACAGGCCCAGCUCAGCCAGCCACAGCCAGAGAGGUAGCCAGAGGGGAACUGCCAAUCGGCGGGUGCAAUCAGCCACUGGGACUCCCUGCCAGGCCACCUACACCCUCUCCCCCGAGCAGAAAGAGGUGCUGCAGAAGAUCCAGGAGAGGAAGGAGAAGCUGACCAGAGAGGCAGAGCAGAGGAAACUCGAGGAAGAAGAGCAGAAGAAGCGGGAGAACGAGCUGGCGUUCAAGGCCUGGCUGAUGAGGAAGAGAGAGCAGCUUCAGGGGGAGAGAAGGAUCCACCGAGCCCAGGAGAUGGAGAGGAUGAGUUCUAAGAGGGGCCCCAUUGACCCAGAGGAGGCCUUCAGGUUGUGGCUGCAGAGGAAGCAGGAGCAGCAGCAGAAGGAGAGACAGCUGGUGGAGCUGAAGAGGCUGGAGGAUGACAAUGGUUAUCUCUUACGUAGCCGUGAGGAGUGUGAACGUGCCUUCAAACUGUGGCUGAAGAGGAAGCGGGAGGAGAAGCGGGCCGAGCAGCAGGCAGCUCGCGAGCACUCCCGCAGGUUGGUGCUGGAGGAGCGGCGUGCGCGACGCAUGCGGGACCUGCUGUGUACGACCAGUGAAACCAAGCCAUUCAAAUUCACUGAGCAGGUGGCCUACCGCUUCUGAC